Messenger RNA from Punctularia strigosozonata HHB-11173 SS5, 393 nucleotides. RefSeq lists its product as uncharacterized. Bases 1 to 393 code for a protein of 130 amino acids. Lineage: Eukaryota; Fungi; Basidiomycota; Agaricomycetes; Corticiales; Punctulariaceae. The transcript is spliced from 5 exons. The record is from RefSeq and is a predicted model, not a curated record.
AUGCCCCAAGAAACGCGAUCCGACCCCAACACCGGCAAUACCUUCUCCAAAGAAGAUGCGUACAUGGAGCUCAUACACGCGGUGCAUGUAUUGGCAUUUGAUGUUCCUCUACGAUUUGAGCCUGUGGUAGAAGAACGCGCGUUGCAGGGCUCGACUGAGGUUGGCGGUUCUGCUGGGCGCGAUGCUGCUCAAGCUACGACAACGGCUCGCAAGAAAUCGGCCGUUGCAACGGCGAAGAAGCGCGUGCCAGUUAUGCCGGCGAGCAACAAUAUCGAACUUCCUCGCAUCUCGCUCGGUACCUUGUUUCUCGCGUGUGGGAUGCUGUUUUUUACGAUUAUACUUGCGGGCGGGGUCCUCGUGUUCGGAAGUCUUUGGCUGCUGCAUUGGAUGUGA